This is a messenger RNA of Glycine soja, 805 nucleotides long. RefSeq names its product phosphatidylserine decarboxylase proenzyme 1, mitochondrial-like. Bases 1 to 573 code for a protein of 190 amino acids. Gene Ontology annotation, biological process: phosphatidylethanolamine biosynthetic process. Lineage: Eukaryota; Viridiplantae; Streptophyta; Magnoliopsida; Fabales; Fabaceae. The transcript has 5 exons. The record is from RefSeq and is a predicted model, not a curated record. Gene Ontology annotation, cellular component: mitochondrion. Gene Ontology annotation, molecular function: phosphatidylserine decarboxylase activity.
AUGCCUGACAAUCCAUGCUUUGAAAAUUUUCAUUUCAGCCCAAAGAAAGGCCUUUUUUACUGUGUGGUUUACUUGAAUCCUGGAGAUUACCAUCGAAUACACUCCCCAGCUGAUUGGAACAUUCUUGUACGCAGGCAUUUUUCUGGUCGUCUUUAUCCCUUGAAUGAACGUGCUAUAAGAACAAUUAGAAACCUCUAUAUUGAGAACGAGAGGGUUAUUCUUGAAGGUCUAUGGCUGGAAGGGUUUAUGGCACUUGCUGCAAUUGGUGACACAAAUAUUGGGUCAAUUGAGCUUUUCAUUGAGCCCGAACUUCAUACAAACAGGCCAAGGAAGAAGUUUCUACAUUCAGAGCCUCCUGAAGAACGGAUUUAUGAAUGUGAAGGUUUAGGUAGAAUGCUCAAGAAAGGGGAUGAGUUAGGUGCUUUCAACAUGGGAUCAACAGUUGUUCUCGUUUUCCAAGCUCCAAUUUCAAAACUCCAUGAGGGCGAUUCAUUUCAAGAGUUCAGGUUCUGUGUUGGACGAGGGGAUAGAAUUCGUGUUGGCGAGGCUCUAGGGAGGUGGCAUAGUUCGUGACAGAGCUAUUUCUGUGUGCAGCUUAUGAAUAUCGCUGCCCCUGACUGUUUGUGUUGAAACUUCAAAAUAUUUUCGAUAUUUUAUAUGGAGAAUCUUUAGUACCUCUUACUGGAAACCGUGAUUAGUAAUUGAUAUUAAUGGUACAUUGGAUAUUUUGAGUUUUUGACGGUGUAGAUGUUUUAUUGCUCAUCCAGAAAGCAUAGAACCUUUGUGCAGAUCCUCCGUUAAUCAA